CUGUCUGAAAAUUCGUGCAUUUUUUUUUGCUCUUUUGGUUGCUCUUCUUGUUGUUCGUCUCUGAUACUUCUCCCAUCAGAUUCUUGGCAUUUCUCCCAAUUUCCGCUUCAAAUUUCGCAUUUCUUUGUUUUCUUUCUAGCCCAUGAAAAUGCUUCUCCCAGCACUGGAAGUAGGACCAUAUUGUUGUAGUGUCGAGUAAAACGCACCAUUUUGAGAUUGAUGCAUUUGUUUCUGAAUACGAGGUUUCGAAUUUCAGUCCCUUGGAGAAUCCCAGUUGAAGAUUGGUCUUUUCAGGAAAUUCCAUGAUCAGUUCUUACCCUGCAAGCAAUUGAAUUGGAGUUAUCUGCGGAAGAAAGGUCUUUGACUUCUAAGUAAAAGGGACAACUCUAAAUUCUGUUUCUCGUAUUGGUUCAAUUCAACCUCCUGCAUGAGAUAAGGUAUCAGAGAAGAGAAUGGAAACAGAGUAGAUGCAGAGGGUAAAAGUUGAUGAAUUGAGUUAGGUUUUUUUCUUCAAUUGGAGCUCUUAAUUUUACAAGUUAGCAAUUUAGACCGAGGAAAUGCUUGAGACUGAGCUAUGUUCUUCGCGGGUUCUAUCACCCUUUCGCGAGGAGAGUGGCGAUGAAGAAUUGUCUGUUCUUCCUAGGCAUACUAAAGUCAUUGUGACUGGAAACAACAGGACCAAGAGUGUUUUGGUGGGUCUUCAAGGUGUUGUCAAGAAGGCUGUUGGGCUUGGUGGUUGGCAUUGGCUGGUUUUGAAAAAUGGGGAUGAAGUUAAAUUGCAAAGGAAUGCUUUGAGUGUGUUGGAACCUCCGACUGGGAAUGAAGAAGAUGAUGAUUAUGAUUUUGAUGACUCUAGCAGUGGCUGUGAAGUUGGUGAAAAGGAGAGUCAUCGUUUUUUAGCUGCUGGUAUUGAGUUCAGCAAACUCAGUAAGGCGAGAGUCCGAUAUGCAAGGCCAUUGGUUCCAUCGGCAUCCGCAAAGUCAAUCAGUCGCAACAGUGUUAGCGAACUUAAAUCUAAUAGCCAUGCCCCUCAACAGCACCGCGGAUCGAACAUGGCAAAAUUGGGAACUGGCUCAUUGUGGAGAUACUGCCAGAGAUUCAAGCUAGCCAGUAUUAAUUCUAGCCUUACAAAGGAACAACUUUCUAACAUUGUCCAGCAGCACUUUUCUUCUCAGCAAGUGGACGAGGUACAAGUGGUCGUAGAAUUCGUCCGUGCAGCAAAGAGGUUGAGAGCGAUCGAUGCACAUCGAGAGCGAUUGUAGAAAAACCGUAAAACUGGUUGCUUGUAGUAUAAGUAUAUAGUAGUAUGAACCCUAACGUAGUUCAGCUCUAAUGAUAGAUUGCUAAUGCCUGAUGUAGACAUCUGGGAUUGUGUGGUAGGCUGUAGGUAAAAAAUCCAAGUACCUCUGUUAACAUCUGUCUGAAUGUGCUGUUGGGGCAGUAACCCUCUGAUGAUCUGAUCUGAUAUUUUCCUAAUUUGUUUUCUUGCA
Molecule: messenger RNA, 1490 nt
Organism: Coffea eugenioides
Lineage: Eukaryota; Viridiplantae; Streptophyta; Magnoliopsida; Gentianales; Rubiaceae
Exons: 7
Coding region: 558-1262 (234 amino acids)
Biological process (GO): regulation of DNA-templated transcription
Cellular component (GO): histone deacetylase complex
Molecular function (GO): protein binding; transcription coregulator activity
Source: RefSeq, a predicted model, not a curated record